Messenger RNA from Erigeron canadensis, 585 nucleotides. Its product is annotated as dirigent protein 4-like. NCBI's taxonomy places the organism in Eukaryota, Viridiplantae, Streptophyta, Magnoliopsida, Asterales, Asteraceae. The record is from RefSeq and is a predicted model, not a curated record. The transcript has a single exon. Bases 1 to 585 code for a protein of 194 amino acids.
AUGAAAAUUAUACUAGUUAUCUUUGCAUGCUUGCUUCUGCUCUUGAGCUCUUGCUCCCCCGCGGCGGUGAAGGGCAAAUAUUACUCCAAGAGCCACACAGUUCCUGUUCCACUUACCCAUAAAAAAACCAAUCUCCAUUUCUUCAUGCACGACAUCAUUUCAGGCAACAACCCUUCGUCCGUCCUCGUGGCAGCACCAAAAGGAGUAGUUGUCCAAGAAGGCAACGUAGGCCCGUUUGGAGCAGUUUACGUGUUUGAUGACCUGCUCACGGUGGGACCCGACCUAAAUUCAGAGGUUAUUGGUACUGGACGUGGGUUUUACGCUUCAGUAAGUCGUCAAGUACCAGCGGAGUGGACCUUGCUGUUCAAUGCCGAUUUGGAGUUUACGAGUGGGGAGUUCAAUGGGAGUUCCAUAUGCCUGUUUUCAAGAGAUCUUAUGGUGAUCGAAACGAAAGAGCUUUCCAUAGUUGGUGGCCGGGGCAGGUUUAGGAUGGCAAAUGGGUUUAUUAUCGCUAACGUUAAUUUCUUUAAUGCUACAAAUGGUGAUGCCAUUCUUGAAUUUCAUGUCACCGUUUUUCACCAAUGA